Molecule: messenger RNA, 651 nt
Organism: Calypte anna (Anna's hummingbird)
Lineage: Eukaryota; Metazoa; Chordata; Aves; Apodiformes; Trochilidae
Gene: GINS2
Product: GINS complex subunit 2
Exons: 5
Coding region: 31-588 (185 amino acids)
Biological process (GO): DNA replication; double-strand break repair via break-induced replication
Cellular component (GO): nucleus; GINS complex
Source: RefSeq, a predicted model, not a curated record
CCGAUCGCGUCCCGGUGCCGGUUCGGUGCCAUGGAGCCGGCAGAGGCGGAGUUCCUGGCCGAGAAGGAGCUGGUGACGAUCGUGCCCAACUUCAGCCUGGACCGCAUCCACCUCAUCGGGGGGGAUUUGGGUCCCUUCAAUCCCGGUUUGCCCGUGGAGGUGCCCCUCUGGCUGGCCAUCAGCCUGAAGCAGAGGCAGAAGUGUCGGGUGAUCCCUCCGGAAUGGAUGGAUGUGGAAAAACUGGAGGAAAUCCGAGACCAGGAGAGGAAAGAAGCCACCUUCACCCCCAUGCCCAGCCCCUAUUACAUGGAGCUCACAAAGCUGCUCUUAAACUAUGCCUCAGACAACAUUCCCCAGGCCGAUGAGAUCCGCACCCUGGUGAAGGAGACGUGGGACACGCGGCUGGCCAAGCUGCGGCUCUCUGCAGACAGCUUCGUGAGGCAGCAGGAGGCACACGCCAAGUUGGAUAACUUGACCCUGAUGGAGAUCAACACAACGGGGACGUUCCUCACCCAGGCCCUGGACCACAUGUACAAACUCCGUACCAACCUCCAGCCUGGGCAGAGCUCCCACUCCCAGGAGUUCUGAGGAGGAUUUUUCCUGGAGAAGUUGGAAGAUUCCUGAGGGGAAAAGGCAAGGGAAAAGGACCAG